Messenger RNA from Impatiens glandulifera, 453 nucleotides. RefSeq names its product non-specific lipid-transfer protein-like. Gene Ontology annotation, molecular function: lipid binding. Lineage: Eukaryota; Viridiplantae; Streptophyta; Magnoliopsida; Ericales; Balsaminaceae. Gene Ontology annotation, cellular component: membrane. The record is from RefSeq and is a predicted model, not a curated record. The transcript has 2 exons. Gene Ontology annotation, biological process: lipid transport. The coding region runs from base 1 to 453 and encodes 150 amino acids.
AUGGCUGCUGCAAUGGUUCUUCCUAACGUUGGCGCGGAUGUUGUUUGUCAGGACCUUAUCCCUUCACUACUUCCAUGUUUAACCUAUUUGACGGCGCCAGGACCCGCACAACUAGGUCCCGGUUGUUGUUCGGCGACUUUAAGUAUAGCCGAGAUUGCUCUACAAUCUCAAGCCGACCUACAGGGAGUGUGCACAUGUUUCAAAUCAGUCGCAGAUUCAGGAGCCUUCCAUAUUAACUUUGGCAACGCCAAAGCCAUCACCAAGCUUUGCAACCUGCCCGUUAAUAUCCCUAUCGACCCCAGCGUCGAUUGUAGAACUAUUACCCUUCCAAAGACUCCUCCAUCUUCGGUUUCAUUUCCUGCUCCGGCUCUGGCUCCAAGUCCGGUUCCUUCCCAAGUGUUUGAUGAAUUAAGUCCGGUUCCUUCCCAAGUGUUUGAUGAAUUGUUUCGUUAG